Messenger RNA from Daldinia loculata, 3699 nucleotides. RefSeq lists its product as uncharacterized. Gene Ontology annotation, biological process: mRNA splicing, via spliceosome. The transcript is spliced from 3 exons. NCBI's taxonomy places the organism in Eukaryota, Fungi, Ascomycota, Sordariomycetes, Xylariales, Hypoxylaceae. Gene Ontology annotation, cellular component: precatalytic spliceosome. The coding region runs from base 696 to 3047 and encodes 783 amino acids. The record is from RefSeq and is a predicted model, not a curated record. Gene Ontology annotation, molecular function: RNA binding.
UCCUGCCUUACAGGUAUAGCCUAUACAUGUAGCCUAUGCGCAUACCUGCUUCAUUCAAGGGCGAAGUUGAAACUGCUUUAAACUGUUUUAUUGCAUACCUCUCUGAGCCGAGAUCAAUUCACAUCACAUCACAAUUCACCCCGCUUGAAUUUGGAGCCACUUGCAAUUCCACACCUUUUUCCAACAGAAACCCAAUUCGAUAUCCCUUUGCGCCCAACUGAGCCAGUCUUAUUGGAAGACCGGGAUCCCCCAGAUAACUUUUUUGACAUUUGUAUACCGCUCACUUGUCACGAGAGACUUGUCUACAAAAAGCCAUCCAAAUUCCUCAUUCAGAUUUAUCCUCGGAUUGUUCCGCACGACAGUACACACGUCCUAUCUACAUUUCACCUUCACUGUGCGACCAGCUUUCAUCCUAAAAAGAGAGAGAUAAAAAAAAGCUACAGGACAACGGUGGAUCAAAAUUGCUAACACUGUUGCUAGAAACUUGGGUUAGUCCGCACCAUUAUUACUUGUGAUUCGGAGUUCUACAUACCAACGGCGACGCCCAGUUCAGAGAGCUGAGCUAUAAGUCAAUUCAAACUCGCUCAGUGAGGUUGGCAACUUCGGCUACCGCCUAAUCGCUAACCUCCCUUUGCUCCGACUUUCUUAGGUAGAUAGUCGAGGGGAAGGGGUAUCUAGACGUUAAACUAUCACCAAUGUCUCGAAGAUACACCACACGCACUCCACGCCACAGCGGUCCCAUCUCGGACGAAGUUAGCUACUCAGAAGAGGAGGAUUCAAGGCCUAGUGGAGGAUCAUAUAGUCACGGACGAGAGGUUUCGGACGAGGACUCUUACGAGAGUGAAGAGGAAGAAGAGUUCGACGACGACGAUAUUGAUCCAGAAGAUUCAGCUUCUACUAGCCCCUCAAGGCGCCACCACCAAGAAGCUCGUCCUCAUCGCGCCCCAUCCCGUGCCCCGUCUCGCACGCCGUCUGGACAGCAACACAGGAGUGUUGCCCAUAGAGUGCCCCCCCAUUACGAUUACGAUACUUAUCGGCAGGCGCCGAACCCCUCUACCAGUCUGGAUUCAGAUUACGAUUACUACGGCCGGGGUGCUGCCUACCCACCGCCGGCCGGAGGGAACCAGUAUUAUGCCGGUGGCCGUGGCGGUUAUCCCCAAAGCCACGUUGGCGGCUAUGCUCCCCCUUAUGGUGGAAGUGGGCAGGUAGUGCCAUACGGACCACCCAACCCGUACCAAAAUCCUUUCGCCCCGAUGAACGGAAAUGCUGGUAACUAUUUUAAUAACGAGCAUAGGUGGCCUGGUGGUAACGAAAUGAUGCCGUUUGGCGGAGGUGGCGGUCAGAAUUACUUUGGUGGUCAGCCGCCGUAUCCUAUGCCGCACGGCAUGGCACAAUACCAGUGGUCCCCUCCUCCGCCUCCACCGACGGACAUCGGUGGCCCGUCUCGAACACCUGCCCCAGCCCCAGCUCCAGAGCCUCCGAAGGAGGACCCCGAAAAGGAAGCCAUGAAAAAGAAAUUAGCUGAGAUUGAAGCCGAGCAGAAGCGGAAAGAGCAAGAAGCUAAGCAAAAGGAGCUCGAGGCUCAAAUUAGACUAGAGGCAGAGCUAGCAUUCCAGCGCAAAAUGGAGCAGAUCAAGAGGGACGAAGAGAUUCGUGCUGAGGAAAGAAAGAUUGCCAUGGAGAAAUUGACCAAAGAUAUCGAGGAUGCAAAGAGGGCAGCCGAGAAAGCCGAGGCGGAGCGUGCCCGUAAGGAAGCAGAAGCUCUCGAAAGAGCUGAACGAAGUGCCCGUGACAAACUCGAAGCGGAACAGAAGGCCGAAGCAGAAAGGAAGAGGAAAGAAGCAGAGGCUGCCGCCCUUGCAGAGGCUGCUCUUCAGGCUAAGCUACAGGCCGCUAUCAGGGCUGAAGCCGAUGCGAGAGCGGCGGCGGCGGCCAGAGCUGCUGAGGAGGCUGCACAAAGAAAGAAAUUUGAGGAAGAGGCUAAAGCAAAAGCUGAGCUAGAGGCCCGCAAAAAGAUAGAAGCUGAAGAGGCGGCUAGGGCUGCCGCCGCCGCAAAGGCUGCGGAAGAGGCCGCGCAGAGAAAGAAAUUCGAGGAAGAGGCUAAAGCAAAGGCAGAGUUAGAAGCUCGCUUAAAGUUAGAGGCCGAGGCGAAUGCUAGGGCUGCAGCAGCGAAGGCGGCGGCUGAAGAGGCGGAAAGGCAGAAAAAAAUAGAAGAAGAAGCUAAAAUCAAAGCUGAGCUUGAAGCUCGUAAAAAGAUAGAAGAUGAAAGGGCAGCGGCGGAAGCAGCCAAAGCUGCCGAGGAGGUUAGGAAGAAGGAAGAAGAUGCGCUGAAGAAGAAGCUCUUAGAAGAGGCCAAGCUCAAGGCUGAAGAAGCGAAUAAGAAGAGCCUUGGUAAGGACAAGGCGCCGAUUCGGUUCAAGGACGCCGUGGGAAGAAAAUUCAGCUUCCCUUUCCAUAUAUGCCAGAGCUGGCAGGGCAUGGAAGAGCUCAUCAAGCAAGCUUUCAGCCAUGUCGAUGUUAUUGGUCCCCAUGUACAAGCUGGGCAUUAUGACCUUAUCGGUCCGAAUGGCGAGAUUAUUCUCCCCCAGAUAUGGGACAAGGUGAUUGAGCCAGAUUGGGCGGUGACGAUGCAUAUGUGGCCUAUGGAUCGGCCGGCUAUGCCUCAGGGAGGAGCUAUGAGAUCUAUACCUGGUAGACCAGGGGUCCACAUGGCUGGUGGCCCAUUCCCGCCUCAGGGUCUUAGGCCGCAAGGCCAACCGCGCCCGGCAAGCAGUGGCGGACCUCCACCUCCGCCGACUCAUCCGAUGAUGAUGGGUGCGGGCGGCAUGCCCGGUCAUAUGAGGAGUCAGGUUCCUUUCGACGGACGCCCAGUUGGGGGCCCCGGCGGAGGGAUGCCUCCAAAUAUCAUCCAAGUUAACAAGCCUCCUGGUAAGAAGCCAACCAAGAAAGUCCAGAGCGGCGUGCUCGGGUGGAUAGGUGGAGGAGCCGCGAAGCCCACUAAAGGCAAGAGGUCAGUCGCCGCGUCCAUUAUGUUUUUUGUUACAUGAGCUCACAACUGAAUGUGUAGUAGUAGAACUAAACGAUAAGUUAUAAUCCAUUCACGUGUGCUCCGGGGAUACCUGGGCAACUCGAUCUAGCCACUGUCAAUUUCCACUUACUCCCGUGCCUUUUUCGCCAGGCACCAGUCCUGAUUUUUAUUCCCAUCACCAAUUUAUUUUUUGGGGAGUUCUGCGACGGUCUCCAAUAACAGAUUCUGCAUUAUACCCCGGCUCGAGACGACUUCAUUGUUUAAAGCGGCAUUUUCCGCGGGCUUUUUUCUUCGAGCACGUAUUAUGGACGAAGUAAUAAUUACCACGGAGAACCAAUAUUUAUUCAUCACCACUUUGAUACCGGUAGACGUGUAUCAUUUCUUACUACUACCGCGUGUUUACAUCUAGGACUAUAUUUUUCUCUCACAUGAGGUGACGAUGUCUCAUUGGCUAAGAAUGACGAAAUGUAUGAGGAGGAAAGGCAAGUACAUGGAUGUUCUUUCAAGACGGCGAGCAUUUUUACCUUGUUGAGAUUUGUUUUGAGAGGCUAUAUUCUCGGAUGGCGUCGUGGAUGAGAAAGAUUGGGGAGACCAAGACACAUCCGGACUGAUCUGUUACACAUUUAAAUUAGGAGUUACUAUAAGUUUUGAAUUGAAUUUUGAGAAUUGUA